Messenger RNA from Rhodofomes roseus, 1365 nucleotides. Its product is annotated as WD40-repeat-containing domain protein. Lineage: Eukaryota; Fungi; Basidiomycota; Agaricomycetes; Polyporales; Fomitopsidaceae. The transcript is spliced from 9 exons. Gene Ontology annotation, molecular function: protein binding. Bases 81 to 1172 code for a protein of 363 amino acids. The record is from RefSeq and is a predicted model, not a curated record.
GACGCACCAAUGACCUUGCUGUGACCUUUGUCCUGUGCGACUGGACAUCUUCCUGUGCCUCAUACUUGCUGUUCAACCUCAUGCCUCUUCAGUAUCAGCAGCUGGCAAAGCUGUCACAUCCCAAGGGUCACUCCGAUGGCAUAGCGAUGGUCGCGUUCAGCCCAAGCGGGCUGCUCUUGGCUUCCGGCGGGUUGGACGGUCGCCUCUGUGUCUGGGAUGUCGACUCUGGUAAGCUGCGCUAUGUAUUCUCCGGGAAGAGUGCAGUCCUUUCGAUGUCAUGGGAUCUGCUGGGUGAUGAGCACAUCGUGUGUGGGAUGGAAGACGGUACCAUCGCUUCGAUGACAAUGUCCGGCGAUUCGAUUAGCGUCUCCGGUUUCUGGGCGCACCGAAGUCCUGUUGAACGCCUAGCUUACAAUGGGACAUAUCUGGCAUCUGGUGCACAAGAGGAGCUCGCGGUAUGGUCGCGCUCCGGGAAAGAAUCAUGGAAAUUGGUCUCCGAGGCUGGCCCGCCACCAAAGACCUCGCACAAUACCGCGGAUGAUGUUAUAGUGACGAGUCUCCAUUGGAUUGAGACUCGUCGUCGGCCUGUUGUAUUGGUGGCCACGUAUAUGCAUCACGGUAUCAUUCUCAUUGACCAGAAGACGUGGCAACGAUUCCGUAGCAUCUCGUUUGCGGGUUCCAUUGCGGAUGCAGACCUCACAGGAGAUGCGAAGCUUCUUGGUGUAUCAAACAUGUUGAAUGGCUUCGAGGUCUUCGCGUUCAAAUCGCUGAGUGAGCUGGAGCCACUGUAUUCGUUCAAUCAAGAUGUCAGUUCAGGCUGCACAAUCCCGAUCCGCUUCAUACACGGCGGCAACGCUCUUGUCGGUGGUACGUCGGACGGAAAAAUGCAUGUCUGGGAUUUGCACACUCUCCGUAAACAGCAUCUACCUUUCAAUGGCAAUGUAGAAGUUCUAGCGAUAUCGGGUCAUUACAACCAGGAGAGAGAUGCUUUUCUGAUCGCUACCGGAGUCCUCAAUCGUGGGUCACCCUCUCCAGUCGUCCUUUGGAAGGCCCAGGAGUACGUGGAUCGCCGCCAAUUCAGUGACGUUCUAGAGAGACCAGCCAAAAGAAGCAUGCUUUCCACAGCGAUGCUUUGGCUUACUGCAAUACUCGUUAUCUACUUCAUCUCUUAGUACCUCAUGAAUUUGUACGAUAUUGCCCGUGGACCCCAAUUCUAUGUCUACGUAUACACUUGUCUAAGCUCAUUCGUUGAGCCCGUUUGUCCCUCAUGCUCAUCACAAUCACAUGUCUCGGCGCACACGUUGGCACUAUGCCGCGUGGUCUGCUCUUUGUACUUUCUCAGCUGACAUGUCUAGCCAUAUGAGG